This is a messenger RNA of Schistocerca nitens (vagrant locust), 2221 nucleotides long. Its product is annotated as zwei Ig domain protein zig-8-like. NCBI's taxonomy places the organism in Eukaryota, Metazoa, Arthropoda, Insecta, Orthoptera, Acrididae. The record is from RefSeq and is a predicted model, not a curated record. The coding region runs from base 187 to 1065 and encodes 292 amino acids. Gene Ontology annotation, biological process: synapse organization. The transcript has 8 exons. Gene Ontology annotation, cellular component: neuron projection membrane.
CAGUGUUGCGCCGGGGCCCGCCGCGCGCGCACGCACCGCCCGCUUCUGGUGCUGCCUCCCAUACUCCGUCACGAAGGAGCCUGCAGAGAGUGAAGGAAUCCGCUACCGUGAAGCUUAGAUAGCUAAGAAGGAGUUCCUUGUAAGGAGUGACCGCUCGGCAGCUGGACGCCAUGUAGCAUACAGAGCAUGCCUCCGCCGCCGCUGCUGCUGCUGCUGCCGCUCUCGUGGUGGCUGCUCGCGCCAGCAGGUGGGUGGGAGCCGCCGGUGCGGCACCACGGCUCGCGCCACCACCACGAGCACCACUGGGGGCCGCGCUUCGAGCUGGAGGACGGCGGCGCCGCGCUGGGCCCGCGCGCCGUGGCCGUGCCGCUGGGCGGGACCGCGCUGCUCGACUGCCGCGUCGCCAUGCUGCGCGACAAGACGGUGGCGUGGCUGCGGCUGCUGUCGGACCGCGUGAGCCUGCUGACGGUGGGCGACAGCGCCUACAGCGCCGACCCGCGGCUGUCGGUGCGCUUCCAGUACCCCAACAACUGGCGGCUGGCCAUCGAGCCGGUGCGCCGCCAGGACGAGGGCGCCUACCUGUGCCAGGUGGCCACGCACCCGCCGCGACUCCUCGCCGUCAACCUCACCGUCAUCGCGCCCGACCUGGAGAUCGUGGACGAGUCGGGCCGGUCGGCGCGCGAGCGCUACUACCAGACGGGCAGCGCCGUCGAGCUGUGGUGCCGGGUGCUGGGCGACACUCAGCCGCCGUCCCGGCGCGCCAUCUGGACCAAGGACGGGCGGCCGCUGCCGCUGGGCGCCGCCGCCGAGGACAUCCCGGAGGGCGAGUCGCUGAGCCGGCUGCGGCUGCCGUUCGCCGACAAGAGCCACUCGGGAGAGUACACGUGCUCGCUGGGACACGGAUCCGACGCCAGCGUCCACGUCCACGUCCUCAACGGUGAGACGCAGGCGGCGGUGCACCACGAGACGUGGAGCGCUGCGAGGCGCCCCCUGCAGCCGGGGGCGGCGUCGCUGCUGCUAUCCGGUGCCGUCGCGGCGGCCGCCGCCCGCCCCCGCAUCAGCUGAUGACGCUGGGAGGCACCACUGGCGGCCGCAUUCUCCGCCCAGCUCAACAGCCGCCCCACAACCGCAGCGGACGCGUCCGCCGCACCCCACAGGGGGUUCGCCGGGUCGACUCACGACUUCAGUCUCCAGACGCCACAGAAACGCUUCCUAACGGCGCUGGUGGCGGUUGUUACAUUUAGCCAUAUUUUACUAUUGUACAGUUGUCUGGAUGGACAUUUCUUCUUACAGGAGCCUUUCGCAAACGUAGGACCGUAACUUUUUGUAGCGUGCUGUAGUUUGCAAAACCAAGUGACAUAGGUUGUAGAGAAGGUAAAGCGAACCAUAAAGGAAGUUUCUUUGCAGGUGCAAAUUGACGAGCAGACCUUCCAGAACGUAAAAUAUUUAGGGUCGACUGAAGAAUUAUAAAAGAGAUGCAGUGCAACAGCUACCCCAUGCCUUCUGAACAUCCGUUUCUUUCUGCUUAAUUCUAGAAUCCUUUCCACUUGGUGGAGGUUUUGGUCAAUUGAGAUGAAAGGCAACACACGAGUCUCAACCUCUUAGUUUCGUGGGACACGUGUUCUGUCAUUGAUCAAAUAUGAAGGAAUGUAAGACACUCCUAUACAAUUUCUUUGCUCACUAAAUGCGACGUUUGAACAAUGACUUACUUUAAGAUAGGAUUUCCCAUGUAUUAAUUUGGAAGAAUGCAGUUUGUAUUCUUUUGUUGAAGAUUUCCUUUGCUUAUCAUAUUCAUAAUACUGGGAGAAACGCAUCAUCCGUUCUUUCCUCUAGACAUCACCGCGAAUAUAUCCUACGACUACGCAUUUUCUAAGAUAAUUCGUCCAUCUUAUCACUAAUGUCAUAGAAAAAGGAAACUUCGCCAAACAGACGAAGCCACUACAGUUAAUUCAACUACAUAUAUUCAAAAACAACCUCGUUAAAAUUAUUUUCAUACUAAUGCACCUUGGAGAACACAAUAACCAAUUUAUAAUAACUAUUCUAAACUCAGUUAUGCGUGAGAAACUUCCUUUCACUGUUGUGGGACGAAAAAUAGGGGAGUCUUGAACAUCCAUUUGCUGUGAAAUCAUAUUUAUAAAUACUAAGCGUUUCUUACAUUUGAUGUGCCAAAUUUGAGAGACUGCAUUCCAACUACCUUCCAUAUGUAAAAAUGAUAAACAAA